This is a messenger RNA of Pteronotus mesoamericanus, 954 nucleotides long. RefSeq names its product olfactory receptor 8A1-like. Gene Ontology annotation, molecular function: G protein-coupled receptor activity; olfactory receptor activity; odorant binding. NCBI's taxonomy places the organism in Eukaryota, Metazoa, Chordata, Mammalia, Chiroptera, Mormoopidae. Gene Ontology annotation, biological process: sensory perception of smell; G protein-coupled receptor signaling pathway. The record is from RefSeq and is a predicted model, not a curated record. Gene Ontology annotation, cellular component: membrane.
CGCAGGGCUCCCAAACAAAGGAGAAUGGCUGCGGAAAAUCACUCUACAGUGGUAGAGUUCAUUCUCGGGGGACUAACAAAGAGACCAGAGCUCCAGCUCCCCCUCUUUCUCCUCUUCCUUGGGAUCUACUCGGUCACCAUGAUAGGGAACCUGGGCAUGAUAACACUGAUUGGUCUGAAUGCUCAGCUUCACACGCCCAUGUACUUCUUCCUCAGCAAUCUCUCACUCGUGGAUCUCUGCUACUCCUCUGUCAUUACCCCUAAAAUGCUGGUGAACUUCUUGUCAGAGAAGAACAUCAUCUCCUAUGCAGGGUGCAUGUCACAGCUCUACUUCUUCAUUGUGUUUGUCAUCGCCGAGUGUUACAUGCUGACCGUGAUGGCCUAUGACCGCUACGUUGCCAUCUGUAGGCCUUUGCUUUAUAACAUUAUCAUGUCUCAUCACGUCUGCUCCCUGCUGGUGGCUGUGGUCUACGUCAUGGGGCUUGUUGGCUCAACAAUAGAGACUGGCUUAAUGAUACAACUGCCCUAUUGUGAGGUCCUCAUCAGUCAUUAUUUCUGUGACAUCCUCCCCCUCAUGGAGCUCUCCUGCUCUAGCACCUAUGAUGUUCAGAUGACCGUCUUCUUUCUGGCUGGAUUCAACAUCGUAGUCACCUGCUUAACAGUCCUUGUUUCCUACGCCUUCAUCUUCUCCAGCAUCCUGCGCAUCAGCACCGCAGAAGGAAGGUCCAAAGCCUUUAGCACUUGCAGCUCUCACCUGGCAGCUGUGGGGAUAUUCUAUGGAUCUACUGCAUUCGUGUACCUAAAACCCUCCACAGCCAGUUCCCUGGCUCAGGAGAACGUGGCCUCCGUGUUCUAUACCACAGUGAUCCCCAUGCUCAACCCCCUAAUCUACAGUUUGAGGAACAAGGACGUAAAGGCUGCCAUACAGAAAACACUGAGAAGAAGAAUGUUUUGA